This is a messenger RNA of Phasianus colchicus (ring-necked pheasant), 4657 nucleotides long. Lineage: Eukaryota; Metazoa; Chordata; Aves; Galliformes; Phasianidae. The record is from RefSeq and is a predicted model, not a curated record.
CCGGGUAGGGCCGGGGGUAGCGCCGGUCCCGGUAUGGCCGUCUGCCGCUGCUCUGCCGGGUAAAGGCCGCCUGUGGGCCCGGCAUGCGCUGGGCAGCGCUAAGAAACCGGCUGGCCGUCGGCCCCGUAUCGCCUCCUGAGCGAUAGGUCUGCGCUGUCAAACGAAGGUUGGGUUGCGCAGCCCCGCUGAGGGCGUGCUGCUGGCAGAGCGGCAGGCUGAGCACGGAACGGCCGCUUUGCUCCGCCUGCCCGCGCUCUGUGUGCUGCCUGCAUCUCGCACUGCUGUGUGUCGGCUCUGCGGGCAGGAGGUUUGCGGCUGUCGUCUUCCACUCCCACUGCGUCUCUGCAAGAUCGGUAUCUUCUAUCCUUCCCCCUUUUAACAGUGCUUUGGUGCCGGCCUCUUCUCUCUGCGGUCCGAUCUGCGGGUACAGCUUGAGGCUGCCUCAAAAAAAGAAGACCAGGAGGGGAGCUAUUACAAAAGUCUCUUUGGCAGCUGUGUUCCUGCGGCUCGUGAGCUCCUGUCAUCCUCCUUUAGGAGCCCAGAGAUGUAUUCAGUAAAUCAAACAAGGCUGGGUGCUGCAGGGUGAGCUCUGAGGAGCUGCAGAUUGGUUUGCUCAGCCACACGACCUUCCAUUCCCAGAGUAUGCUGAGAUCUUUUAGAUGCAACUUGUAUGUGCAGCCGAGGCUGUUAGCACAGCAUGUGGUGAGCUGAAAGGCACAAAAUGCUCUUUGUGAAGAAGAUCCCGAUUCGUGGCCUUGGUCUGCAACUUCUCAGAGAGAAGAGCGAGCGGAGAAGCAGUCCCUCCUUCCUGCCAAGCUGCGUAAGCUCAAAUCUCUUCUCCAGCACCAGGAGCUGCACUAGAUUUGCCAAGCCUGAAUUUGUCAUUGUCAUCUGAGCUCUGGAAGAACUCAGCAGAUCCUCAAGGUGCUUAGCAUUAAGAUGUCUGGUGGUGGCAGAUGAAGUGAGGAAUGAGAUCUUCUAGCAAGUUAUCUCUGGGGUGGAAGAAGUGCUUGUGGGCAGAGACUGAUUAGCAGCACAGAGGAGCCCAGCAGAGCUGCCUGCAGCCUUGGACAGCACACUCAUGGUCUCACGGAGUGGCCUUCAGCAUGCGGCCGUCACCUCCUAUGCAUACAAACUCCAGUGCCUCAAAAGCCAGGUGAGGCAAAUCUCCAGGGAGAGGGACAAGGCCAGACUGGACUUAGAGAAAGCGGAGAGACACUGCCUGCAGCUCAGCAGAGAGUUGGACAAGCAGUACAUCGCCCUCAAGCAUAGCCAGAGCAAGCUCAAGGAUGUUCAGACUGAAAUGGAGGCGAAAGAGCUGCUUUUGCAGCAAGCUAUCAACCAUCAAGUGAAGCUGGAGGCUGAUGCACAGUUCUUCCAGGGCAAAGAGGCCACCCUUCAUGGGAGACUGAACCUCAUGAUAAAGGAGAACACACAGCUGCAAAACAAAGUCAUGGAGAUGGGUGAGAAACUGACCGCCUCUGAGAAGCUGGUGUUGGAGCUUCAGAAAGAGCUCAACCUCGUUGUGAAGGACAAGCUGGACCAGGAGGAGCCCCACAACUCCGAGCUCCUGAACCAUGGCAAAUACUUUUCAGAGAUUGUGCUGGAAUACGAGCGGCAAUGUCAGAGAGUCAAGGUGCUGUGGGACCAGAAUGACAUGCUGAAAAGAGAGCUGGAAGAACUGCGUCUUCAGCUGCAGGACAACAGGGCUGAGAGGGGGCUGCUGGCUGGAGAGAUGUCAAUCACAACGCAGCAGCUCCAAGAACAGCUGCAGGACCUGAAGGUGCAGCUGGAAACCAAGGUAAACUAUUAUGAGGAGGAAAUGGAGCUAAUGAGGAAAACCUUUGAAAGGGAGAAGGACAGCAAGGAAAACGUCAAGGCUGAGAUGAGCAAGGUGGAAGACCAGGAAGAAGACCUGAAAGAAACAGUUUCAAAGUACCAAGCUGUAACUGAUGUCAUGAAGGAGCAAAAAGGUGUGCAGAGCCUGGAGCUGGAGGAGAGGUUUGAGAUGGAGCCGGCCAGGGUUGAACUUCAGCACACUGAAGGCACAGGCCAUCCAAGGCAGCAGCUGAACCAGGAAGGAGAAGAGCUGAGAACACAGUGCAGGAACAGAGGGAACAACAGGGGAGAGCAGGGCUGGCUUCUGGAGGAGAACAGCUUGCUCAAAAGUCAACCUGGGAGACUCCAGAAAGAGCUGAGGGAGGCUAAGGAGAAGUGCAGCAGACAUGACGAGAAACACAUGAACAAGUUGAGCAGAGAGAAGGUAGAAAAGCUGGCUGUAGCAGUAAAGUUGAAGAAGUCGAGUGGAAAGAGCAAUGUGGAGAAUUCCCAGACGAACAUCAAGGUGAGUAAGCUGAGCCAUGAGCUCCUGGAGCAUGAGGCCAGCCGCAGCGCCAGCACUGGGUCCACCCAGCUGCAGAACCAGAGGCUCAUGGAAGUACAAGGAGUGGAGAUGGUCCUGAGGCCAGAGCACUGCCAGCAGCAUGCAGUGUGUUGGUCAGAGAUGGAGCUGCUCCAGCAGCAGCUUGAGGCAUCGCAAGAGGAACUCUUUGAAGCCAAAGCAAGCCUGAGUCUGGCUCAGACUCAGCAUGCACUGCAGCUGCAGCAGGCCAAGGCACAGCUGAACAAUGUGGUGCCAAGGAAACAGUUUGAAGAGCUGCAAGCCAGCUUGAGAGAGGAACAGUGCAAGGUUCAGCAGCUCCAGGCAAACCUCCAGCAGCAGGCUGAGCAGGCAUGCAGGCAGCUGGUCAGGACCCAGAAAGAACAUGAGCGCCUGUUGCAGGCAGCUGUAGAGCAGGCAGAGGGGUUGCAGUGUGACCUGAGGAGUGCUGAAGCUGCGCUUGCAGACAGGGCAGCUCGCCUCAAGGAUGCACAGGCCCAACUCUCCAGGAACAAACUGCUGAUUAAAGACCUCCGUGAAGAAAACAGAGGGUUUGCAAUGGCCCUGCAGGCAGCUGAACUGAAGCAAAUGAGCACUGAGAAGAAGAACCACAUGCUGGAGGAGCAGGCCUUGGCCUUGAAGAAGCUUAUUGAAAAAAUCACACCAGCAUCUCUGAGUGUAUGAUGGAGCACUGCUGUGUCAGCCUUGCUCCUGAGCCUGGCUGAGGUUUGUCAGUUCCUCUUGGGCUCUAGGAGACUGUGAGCCUGAAGUUUCCUAAAGCCUGAGCCUAGGAUCCAAACUAACCUGUUGGUGGAUUGUUGCCUCUGCCAUAAGCAGAUCAGAGCACCUGAGGGAAGAAUCCUCUUCAGAUUUGAAUCUCCAAGGCUUGGAGCAGGGCUGGUGUCCCCUGUGCAGCACCAUACUUCAGCAAGCUGUCCUUACUGCACUUCCUCAGGGAGAGAAGGAAGCAUAGCUGUGAAAGGACUCCUGUGAUUCUCAAGGGACUGUGGUGGCUGCUACAGGAGAAAGACUAAAUAAGCCUGACUGCAACAGAGAGGUAACGCAGAGGCUGACAGUCAAUACAGGCAAAAGGGCUUCAACACAGAUCAAGCUGUUGUUGGCAUGAAAGUAAGUGGGGAUAAAUUGGCUCUUAACUCCUAGCCUGGCAGUGCAGGGAUGUUCUCCAGCCAUGCUUCUAUAAGGGACAGGACAGGGACAACACCAGGAGAGAGCUGACUGAGGAGGCCUCAGGACUGGGGGUGAUUUUUCUGUUGUGGUGGAAGAUGGCAGAGACUUUUCCUGUCUUGGGCCAGCCCUAAAGAGUAGGGCUACUGGGAAAGCUGGUAAGGAUAAAAGGCCACACAGGGUGGCAAACCACAAGCUAGGGUUAGCUCAGGGGUGUUCCCUGCCUGAGGCUGGGAACAGGAGUGCAAAAACUGCUUGGGCACUUCUCUGCUUGCGUUCUUCCUUAAGAUACUGCUUUUUUUUUUUUUUGCUUUUGUCAGAUGGGCAUCAGGCCAGGAAAGCCUGUGGUCUUACCUGGAGCUUAUGCUUUUGGGAGUACUGUCUCUCAGCCACCAUUGAAGAUACCUGGCUGUUCUUCUUCAACAAGACAGUGGUGCCAUCAUCGAUCUCAAAUUCUCCAUAGUCUCUCAAACACCGUACCUGUGAAGCAGAAGGGUAGCUGUGUCUGCUGUGUCACCUCCCACAGAAAAUGUCACACAGAGACUAUCAGACAUCACUGCCAAUGUAAGAGUUAUGGAGCAUGUGUUUGAAGCAUGGACAUAUUCUUACCCACCUCAUACACCCCUGACCUGAAAGUAUAAAGCCUGAUGGACCCCAUAGUCUGAGGGCCCUGCCUGAUGUUCUCUUCAUGCCUCUGCCUGCAACAAGAAGCACCAGUGGGCAGAGCAGGCACUCCAGAGAUAAGGGAAAGAGCAGCGCUGCACAACAGCAGAAUUUCUAGAACCCCCUCAUGUGGCAGAAAACAGUCUGUUAACAGUGAAACAGUUACAAAGAGCAGGCUGGUUGCCUCUAUGUUUUCUUUCUAAGAGAACACAGCACUUCAGCUACUGACUCUGAAAUCAUUUUCUACUUGCUUUUGCUUUGUUGUAUCAAUGGCAUAAAACAUUUCAUAGUCUGAUCUAUGAAAAUCUAUUCAAAACGAUGACAAGAAAGCACCAACACCUUGUUAACAGUGCUUAAGCGAGAACAAGUUUUCUAAUUGAUCUGAAGAGGUCUUUAGAAGAAUAAUUAAAUUUCUACCAAUUAAAUGCU